AUGUCGCCUUCCCUGGGGACCCUCGGAAACGCCUCCCCCACCCCCAGCAGCCUGCGACCCCUCCUCUUGCUGGGGGCGCCCCUUCCAAUCCCUUGUGAUCGGAAAAAGGGAGACGCGGUGGCUGGGGAGGCGACCGUCCCCGCGCCUGCCCCUGAGCCGUGGGCUCAGCCAAGCUCGUCCCUGCAGCAGCCGGUGUCGCCCCUGCCAAAGCCCCCGGCCUGGGCGCCGCCAUCAAGGCUGCCUGCUCCCGAGGAGGAAAGGGACAGGCCCGAGGUCCCCGGGAGCCCAGAGGCUGCAGAGAAGGACCAGGGGGAGCCCGGGGAGGCCACCGGGGAGUACCACGAGCCCCUCGCCGACCGAGGGCCCAAGGAGAGGCCACGGAAGGAGAGGCCACGGGAGGAGAGGCCACGGGAGAAGCCACAGGAGAAGCCACGGAAGGAGAGGCCGCGGAAGGAGAGGCCACGGCAGAGGCCGCGGGCUGCCGGGGAGGCACGCGAAGGCGGCCGUCGGCCCAAAGACCCCGCGCACGGGAAGGAGCAGGCCUGGGUCUCCCCGCGGCGCCCCGAUCAGCAGGACCGGCCUCUGGGCCGCCAGAAGCACCGCACAGGCAAGGGGCGGGACUGAGGCGGGCCUGGGUUCGGCGCACGGAUGCGGGGACCCCUUCCCCACUCUCCACAGUGGCCCCGCGGCUCCAGGAGAAUAAAGCGAGUGCUGCGGC
Galeopterus variegatus (Sunda flying lemur) is the source of this 718-nucleotide messenger RNA. It is a transcript of the gene JSRP1, whose product is annotated as junctional sarcoplasmic reticulum protein 1. The transcript has 3 exons. Lineage: Eukaryota; Metazoa; Chordata; Mammalia; Dermoptera; Cynocephalidae. Gene Ontology annotation, biological process: skeletal muscle contraction; regulation of ryanodine-sensitive calcium-release channel activity. The coding region runs from base 1 to 624 and encodes 207 amino acids. The record is from RefSeq and is a predicted model, not a curated record. Gene Ontology annotation, cellular component: sarcoplasmic reticulum.